Molecule: messenger RNA, 1773 nt
Organism: Nymphaea colorata (pocket water lily)
Lineage: Eukaryota; Viridiplantae; Streptophyta; Magnoliopsida; Nymphaeales; Nymphaeaceae
Product: peptide chain release factor PrfB3, chloroplastic
Exons: 6
Coding region: 244-1497 (417 amino acids)
Biological process (GO): translational termination
Molecular function (GO): translation release factor activity
Source: RefSeq, a predicted model, not a curated record
GCCCCUUGAACGUUGCAAUGCGGAGCGUUAUCACCAAAGGAAGACACAGGCGACGUCCACGUAGACGCUGUUGCAAGUGAUUAACGAGAGCACCUCGCUCACUCUUCGAGAGCCAAAGAAAAUCGCGGUUCGAUGGUGGUAUUUACGUGAAUGAGCGUCGCCGGUCACUUCAUUAUCCCGAAGCAUAGACACACAGGCAGAACACAGACAGAGUAAGAGAGAGGGAGGGAGGGGGGAGGAGAGAUGACUGUGGAAUCAUUACCCGUAGAAAGGACGCUUGUUGCGCAAGAUUGGAGGUCCUGGAGAAGACUCCAGUUUUCUUCUCGUCUUCCCUCUCUUGGCGCUCGAGCCUCCCGUUCGAUGGAAGACAGGAAUAAGGUCUAUAAAGAAUUGGGCCUGUUUUCAUUGAGAAAAAAGAUAGAAGAUAUUGUGGUUCGAGCAGAGACAAUAGCACCAACAGCUCUGGAAUUAGAACAAGCAAGACAAAUUAAGCAGGAAGAAAUGGUUCGGAGAUAUAAUCUGUGGGAUGAUCCUGAUAAAUCCAGUGAAAUUCUUCUCACAUUAGGGGACUCCAAUGAUACCGUCUGUUUCCUCAAGGAAUUAAAGUACCAGGCUGAAGAAGUAAAGUUGGUCACACAGCUGGCAGAGAUGGAUGCUAUUAACUACUGGCUUUUUAAGCAAGCAUACAACACUUCCGUGGAUAUUAGCAAUCAAUUAAGUCGCUAUGAGAUGACUAAGCUUCUCACUGGACCAUAUGAUAAGGAAGGAGCUUGCAUCAUGAUUCAGUCUGCUCCAGGAAGCAAGGAGUCUGAAAUCUGGGCUGAGAAACUCAUGCACAUGUAUCUCCUGUGGUCUAAAAAGCAAGGGUUUCCAGGACGUAUAACAGAAAAAUAUUCUGCAAAAUCUGGCAUUAGGUUUGUAACAGUGGAGUUUGAAUGGCAAUUUGCGUAUGGCUAUCUUUCAGGAGAGAGGGGAAUUCACAAGUUGAUCAAAGGCUUUAAUCGUGAUUCUAUCCCCUGCCAGAUUGGCAUGGCAUGUGUGGAUGUUAUCCCACUCUUCCUUGUAUCAACUCCAGAGAUUCCUGUAGAGGAUAAAGAUAUUGAGGUCAGUACAUUGCUCUCUUGUGGAGAAAAUGAGCACCUAGUUUAUCGAAUGGAAAGGGCAGCUAGCAUUCUCCAUGUACCUACUGGCAUCAGAGUUCAGUGCUCAGGUGAAAGGAGUCAUUUUGCUAACAAGAUCAAGGCUCUUAAACGCUUGAAAGCAAAACUACUUGUACUUGCAGAUCAGCAGGAAGUAUCUGAUAUCACUAAGAUUUCUAGAGAUGGCAUUUUUGAUCUUUGGCAGGAAGAGACACGGAGAUACAUGUUCCAUCCAUACAAGCUAGUACAUGAUGUCAAAACAAACACCCAAUUACCAGAUUUGGUGUCUGUUUUGGAUGGUGGUCUUGAACCUGUUCUUCAAGCCCAUGUUCGUCACCGGCACACAAGAGACUCGUAGGUGGUCCUCCCACUUUGACAUGGUUUGAGUUAUUGUGGCUAAUAUUUUGUACUUUUCACAAAAUUUUCUCAGCUAAUCAUGGGUAUAUUUGUAAAAGUGUCUUCUUUUUUUUGUGCAAGACGUCCUCAGGCUGGCUAUAUAUAUAUAUAUAUAUAUAUAUAUAUAUAUAUAUAUGUUUCUAACUAUUCAGAAUCACCCAGCCGAGAGUCGUCCGUCUGAAGCAGAUGAAUGGUUGAGGAAAAAACAAGGAAAAAAAUAUGUCAACUAAUAUUAGAU